Phycodurus eques (leafy seadragon) is the source of this 1988-nucleotide messenger RNA. RefSeq lists its product as uncharacterized. The record is from RefSeq and is a predicted model, not a curated record. The transcript is spliced from 6 exons. NCBI's taxonomy places the organism in Eukaryota, Metazoa, Chordata, Actinopteri, Syngnathiformes, Syngnathidae. Gene Ontology annotation, cellular component: membrane raft. Gene Ontology annotation, molecular function: transmembrane signaling receptor activity. Bases 299 to 1066 code for a protein of 255 amino acids. Gene Ontology annotation, biological process: positive regulation of cytokine production; regulation of B cell differentiation; positive regulation of B cell receptor signaling pathway.
GUGCCUGAGAAUCUACGAGCCUUUGUACCCCUGACGAUAUAGUGUCCUGUACAUUUUUCCCCAAACGUUUCAUGUUGCUUUCCCGCAUCUUUAUUUUGCGAAACGCUUUAAUAUGGUGGAUUUCAUCUAGGCUGUGUCUACUUCCUAUCCGCUGUGAGUUCCCAUAGAGCAACUAACAUUUUGAAGAAGUGCAUUUCCCAGAAACAGGAAGUCCCAGUUGUGAGUUUGGUAACACAGAGUAACUGAGAGCCACCGGAGAAGAAGAUCAAUAGUGGCGUGCGAACACCGAUUCAGAAACAUGGCAUCACAGCGAUAUUGGCAUCUUUUUGCGAUGCUGAUUUGGAUUCUCCAAAUGCUCCUUCCUUUAUGUUUAGCGACAGAAGCUCCAAGAUUAUUAAUUUUCAACACCGCCUUUGUGGCAAUCACGGGCGAAGAUCUCUACGUUCAUUACGAGCUGAACAUCCCCGCCAACCAAAGCAAAGACGUCUUGACGUGCUUUGACCCUGACCACCGGCAGAUUUUCAGACACGAAGUCGCUGCAACUCCAGGCCACGCGGUGUCCUACAAGGCCGUGCUGGACCUGAAAAUGCUCAUUAAUUCGGGGGAAUAUCAUUGCCGGUAUAAGGUGGCCAAAGUGUACUGGUUUCUGCGACUGAGAGAUGAAGGCUACAGGGACGUCGCUAUGGUGGACUACACAGACUUCAUCGUGGUGGCCUUCUUCAGCGGUGUGUUGCUGGUUUUUAGUGUGGUCAGCUCUGUUUAUGUCUUCAGAGGAACUUGGAAACAACAAAUGCCCAAGUGUGGCAAUCCAAGCAACGAUCGAAAGCAGAACAAAGAACGGACCCAAGCAGAAAAGCCUGAGGAUGACACUAUGAGUGUAAUAAUAACUUCUUCCACAUCGCUCUAUGCUAGUCUUGAGCCACGACCUCGGUCCAUUUAUGAUGUGCUGGAGCGCUCAGCUGUCGACAAGCCUGCUCCAAAGCCAAUAUCAGGCCAGAGACCGGUGGAACAACGCACACCAGCCCAAGAUGAAGGGGUAUUUGAGUCUGUCUAUGAGAAUUUCUGAAUCAUAAAGAAUCCUGAUUCAACCCUGGCUGACAUUGUCACCCAUAAAUAAAUGAAUUGUAUUGAUAAACGCAGACGUAUUUCCACAUUUAAAUGACUGAAAGUAUCAAAAUCCCGAUGUGAAAAUAUACUCAUAUAGGCCUACCUCAGAGCCAUAGUACACAGGCAAACUUCUAAUGUAAAUCUGUCUACAGUGUCAGUGACUCACUAUAUGAUGUUAAAAACCCAAGAAUAUUUUCCAUGAACUGUAGCGAGCCAGAAAAUGCUUAAACCUUUUCCACAACAAUGUUCAGCACCUUCUCUGUAUAAAUGAACUGUUUAUGGAUAGUUUUCCCGUGACGUCACGCACCUCUGGACACGCCCGCGGCCGCCAUAUCAAAGCGUUGUUUGAUAUUGAUUCUUUGAAUAGAUACAUUUGAUAGGCAACGUCAAAAAAUGGUGAGUUACUGUGUGAUGUUUGGCUGCAACAAUACAGGCAGGAGGGACAGUCGCGUAUAAAUGUUUACCUUGACCAAUUUUGAAUCAGGAUGACAAGACUGAACAUUUGUCAGGCAAAAGACAUGAAUCGCAGCCAGAUUCCCAGAGAGAGAAAGAAAUAAAAAUUAUUACCUUUACAAUUAAGUACAAAAAAAAAUGUAUAAUAUAUAAUUCUUAUUUUCUAGAUAUGUAUACAUCUUUAUAUUUUUAUACAUAUAACUACUGUAUAUAUCUAUGUAUAUACGUUUACAUACUGUAUAUAAUGGCCGAAAGUAAAAGACUCCCUGGCCUCUAAAGUAAAAUAACUAAAAUUGUCAGGCUACAUUUGUAGAGUAUUUUUCUGUUUGUUUGGGGGUUCUUUUUGUUUUGUUUUUAUUUGAACCAAAUGUUAUGUAUUAUUAGUACAUAUUUUGAUGUUGACAAUAAAGUAACCCUCGUGAAAAUCG